CUCACGGCGCCAUAUUAAAAUGCUCCCUCCUCUUUGCCUGUGAGCUCUUACGUUAGCUUAGCAGCAGCAGCUAGCCGCCAGUCUGCUUUUUACAUCCACAAGACUGACAGAGGGCAACGGCGUGAUGGAAAUUGACUCGCUUCAAGAGGCGCUCAGAGAUUUUGAUAAGAAAGCAAAGAAGGAGGCAUGUCCUCUUCUGGAGCAGUUUCUAUGUCAUAUUGCCAAGACUGGAGAGACCAUGGUUCAAUGGUCUCAAUUUAAGAACUACUUCCUGUUUAAAUUGGAGAAGGUGAUGGAUGACUUUAGAGCCUCUGCACCUGAACAAAGAGGUCCUGCAAAUCCCAAUGUGGAGUCAAUUCCAUUUGAAGAUAUGAAGGAGAGAAUCCUGAAGAUUGUGAAUGGAUACAAUGGAAUUCCAUUUACAAUCCAGCGCUUAUGCGAGCUGCUCACAGAACCCAAAAGGAACUACACAGGAACAGAUAAGUUUCUUCGGGGGGUGGAGAAGAAUGUGAUGGUGGUGAGCUGUGUUCACCCAACCUCAGAGAAAAACGGAUGCAGUGCUGUCAAUAGAAUGAAUGGAGUGAUGCUUCCUGGGAACACAUCUGCUUUUACAGAGAGGAAAGUGAACGGUCCCGGAACUCCCCGACCACUGAACCGACCGAAGGUGUCUCUGGCCAACUCACUAGCAGCUAAUGGCCUGCCAGACAGCACAGACAACAAAGACCUCAACACAGAGCAAGAAGACGACAAAGACUCCAGUGAGGUUUCAGCGUCGGGGGGUUCCUUCGGGAGCUCAGUGAAGAACAAACACCCAGACGCAGAAGAGGACAUGGAGGCCGAGCAGCAGGAGGUGAAGAGACUUAAGUUCAGCAAGGACGAGGAGGAAGAGGAAGAUGAGGAGGACGAAGAGGAAGAGCAGGAGGUGGACACACUGAGGCCUUUACAUGCCACCUGCCUCUCAAAAGAGGCAGAAGCCAUGGUCCAGGAGGAAGAGGAAGAGGAGAAGAUCGGGUACAGCAAGGAGAAUGAAGCCUCCAGCAGUGCAGCAGUCACUGAAGACCAAGAACCAACCAGUAGCACCCAGGCCGAGAUGUGUGCAGGCUCAGGCCAGGAUGCCGAGCAGGCUGAGAGGGAAGUGCCAUGCGGAUCCCAAGAGGAGGGUAGCGACAUGGAUCAGACGGAGCAGCAGGCACCCGCAGGCGUCCUGGAGAGCCCCGAGACCAGCAGGGACAGCGAGGAGAGCAACAGUGACCCAGUCAGCAGCAGCAGCAGCAGCAGCAGCAGCAGCAGCAGUAGCAGCAGUGGUAGCAGCUGUAGCAUAGAGGAGAGUGCAGAAGCAGGCAGAGAAGAUGUGGCUCUCGCUCCCUCCAGCAGUACGACUGAACCUCCUACAGAGGGCGCCAUGGAAAGUGCCACCUUGAACACUGGGACCACUGAUGAGCCCAUGGAGCAGGACUAAACUGAAAGGCCCCCUUGCAGCCAUGUGUGACCAUAAACCAGCUUGUCCUUGAAUCCAGCGUGACUGUCACUGGGAAUGAGGAUAACUGCACCUCGUACACAAGACGAACGCCUCGUCCCGCUUUUGGACACUCCUCCAAAAUGGCUACCUGGCAUUGAUGUGGGCAUACAAAUACAUUUUCAUUUGAAUUUAUUAUUUUUUUUAACUGGAAUAUUUUAUUGAUCUUCUUAUCCUCUGUUUUUAAGUUUCCCGUAAAAGGGGUUAGUUUCAGCUGCCUUGAGUUUCUUGGCUGGAUUAUAUCUUCUUUUUUUUUGUGUGUUCAGAUGCUGGGGUGGUCUGGUUCUUUUCUUAUGCCACUUCAACAUUUGGACCUUGUGACAGGAUUGGUAGUCUACGUUUUGUACCCUUUAAGCCCAGUGUACCACACUAUCAGGGUCAGAACAGAGCCAUACCAGCCCCUCAUUUAUGAAAUGCUAUGAGCUCCUGACAGCAGCUCAUUUAAAAAUAUUCUUUAGUGGAGCACUGACCUGAACACCCCGCCACCACUUUGCUGUUACUCCACCAAGUACCACCAGGCUGUUGAGAACAUGCAUUGUUUUUAAAGUUAUUUCUCCAUCCUUGUGAGAUGGGAGACUUUUUUCCAUCGUGUCCUUAUAUUCUUUUAACCAUAUUUUUUUUUUUUCGCAAUGAUACACUACCAAUCCCACUGAACAAUACUAUGACAUGCUACCUUGUAAAAGCAUAUUCUGUAAAAUGAUAUAUUUUGGAUGCAUAAAACCACCAUAAUUUAUAUGAUCAUUUCAAUUCAAUGAGUUAUUUUGGAGUAUGUUUUUGUUUCGUCUGCCAGUUGUAGUUUCCAAAACCAGCUGUAAGUACAAAGACGACUUCCGCUUUCUUUGUAUCGUGAUGUCACCAUGUUGUCUCACCGACCGAUAUCCAGAGCAGUUUCUGGUUCCAGUUCUACACCUGUUUCUGCAGCUGUACUUUUUGAUAUUUAGAAUUUUAAAUUUCUGUAAAGUAGAUUUUUGUAGAUUGUAAUACAGUAUGUGUUCACUGCCUUUGUGAAACCAUAUAUUAUUGUAUAAUUUCUGUGUAUACUCUGAAUGCUUUUGCUUUCAGUGCGGUAUUCAGAAACAGCAAUAAAUGUUAACAUUUUUA
Morone saxatilis (striped sea-bass) is the source of this 2617-nucleotide messenger RNA. RefSeq names its product protein phosphatase 4, regulatory subunit 2b (gene ppp4r2b). The record is from RefSeq and is a predicted model, not a curated record. Gene Ontology annotation, biological process: protein dephosphorylation. Gene Ontology annotation, cellular component: protein phosphatase 4 complex; cytoplasm; nucleus. The transcript has 9 exons. Lineage: Eukaryota; Metazoa; Chordata; Actinopteri; Moronidae. Gene Ontology annotation, molecular function: protein phosphatase regulator activity. The coding region runs from base 125 to 1459 and encodes 444 amino acids.